Messenger RNA from Saccostrea cuccullata (small rock oyster), 2061 nucleotides. RefSeq lists its product as uncharacterized. The record is from RefSeq and is a predicted model, not a curated record. Bases 58 to 1794 code for a protein of 578 amino acids. NCBI's taxonomy places the organism in Eukaryota, Metazoa, Mollusca, Bivalvia, Ostreida, Ostreidae. The transcript has 2 exons. Gene Ontology annotation, molecular function: zinc ion binding.
AAAUCUCUCUCCGACAUUCUAAAGAAGAUAUACAUUUAGAGGUCAUUUGUUUCGAAAAUGGCACUUUCGAAACCGAAAAUUCCAGGCACCGCCCAACACUUUCUAGAGUGUGGUGUUGAAGAUUGUGAGAGAAAUUGUGAAUUCUACUGCAAUUCCUGUCAUCAACAGAUGUGUAAACAAUGCAGAGACAACCAUCUGAAGAUUUCAGAAAACAUGAAUCACGAGGUGGUCCUUUACCAACAACGUAAACGACAACUUCCUGUGGAGAAAUGCAAGAUCCACCCCACUAAAGAUAUUGAUAUUUUCUGUGAAGAAUGCAAUGUUCCUUUAUGUUCAAAGUGUUCAACAAUGCAAGAUCAUCGGGGGCAUCAAUUUAUUGAUUUAGAAAUUAUAUACACAGAGAAAUUUGAAAUUUGCCAAAAGGAACUCUCUAAAAUCCAUAAUUACUUUGUUCCAACAUCACAGGAUUUACAGAGAGAAGUUCAGAAAGAUGCCAAAGAAGUUAAACAGAUCAUGGACAGCAUACGGACAUCCAUGAAGGCUGAGGCCGAGUCUCUCAAAAACAUGGUGGACACAGUGCUUUCAGAAAAUAUGGAAGAAUUACACCGAAUGGAACAGUCAUUACUAGUGAAAUUAAAGAGCCAAGAGAAGAUAUUCGAUGAUUAUAUUGCCUAUCUCAGUGACCUUGUUAAAGAGUUUCAGAGUUACCUGUCCUCUACUACUCCUACUAAAUUCACAGCUAAACUUCCGGAGAACUUACAAAUAAAAUCCAUACCAGAUACCACAAAACCUGACAUACCAGAAUUUUGGUCUGUUCUAUACAGCAAAAAUGAUGUUGAUAAAUUACUUGGAAAGCUCACUGUAACAAAAAGAAAGGGAGAAUUAAGAAGAGUAAAGCCAAUGGAAAUUGCUUCUUUUUCUAAAUCAAUGAAAUCUGCAAGUGAACAGACAAAGCAGGAUAAAGACGUGAAAUCUAACAAGAAACAAACAUUGUCUCUAUCUGCCUCUGUCACCAUGGUAAGGAAGUUCAAUGUACCAGGUGUUGAUGAUGUAUGUCAUGUAUCGCUAGAUCAAUCAGACAGACUCUGGAUCAGUGACAGUGAUGGUAAUCUUGUCCAAACAGAUCUACAGGGAAAUGUGAUACAGAAAAUAAAAACCAGUGGAAGAUCGCAAGGUUACCACACGGUCACACGGGACAGGGAUCUGAUCUUUACAGACAAAGUCAAGAAAGUCAUCAAUAGAAUAUCACAGAAUAAUGAUAUCACUGAAUACAUCAAAACUGGAGACUGGGAACCACUCAGCAUACACUCAUCCAUCAUUAACGGGGACUUUCUGGUGGGAAUGAGGAAGGAUGGAGAGGCUAAAGUCACCAGGUACAACAAGACAGGAAAAGAACUACAGAACAUACAGAGGGAUAACAAAGAACAGGGACUGUAUAAAUAUCCACUCUACAUCACAGAAAACUUCAAUGGAGAUAUCUGUACAUCAGACUUUGGUAAAGAUGCAAUAGUGGUGGUGAAAAAAUCAGGUCAACACAGGUUCUCCUACACUGGUCAGGAGCCAGGAUUCUAUCCCUACGGAAUCUGUACUGAUGUCCUCGGUCACAUCCUGGUGUGUGAUAGUAUCUAUAACACUGUUCACCUCCUUGACCAGGACGGCCAGUUCUUGUCUCUAUUACUCACACAACAACAACGGGUAGAGUGUCCCCGAAGUGUGUGUGUGGAUGAUGAAAACAAUUUCUAUGUGGGACAAUAUGACACCAACAAACUGAUGGUGUACAAGUACCUAAAGUGAUUAUAAUUCUGUCCACUGUACAUAGUUAUAAAACUUAAAUUUGUGAUUUCCAGCACAAAAAUGCAUAUCCUGAAUAGUGUUCCCUGUAUUGAACAUUAUUUGAACAAAUUGUACAUACUGUAAAUUGAUUUCAAUCAAAUUAUGACUCAAGUUUCAGUAAAAAAACAGUUUUAGUGAAAUGCUUAUGCUCAGUAAUUAAUUCAUGCUUUACAACGAAGCGAUUUAAUUUUAAUACUGAUGCUUUUAAAACAUAUUGUUAUCUUAAAA